Messenger RNA from Pteropus alecto (black flying fox), 3861 nucleotides. RefSeq names its product cyclin F (gene CCNF). NCBI's taxonomy places the organism in Eukaryota, Metazoa, Chordata, Mammalia, Chiroptera, Pteropodidae. Gene Ontology annotation, cellular component: nucleus; cyclin-dependent protein kinase holoenzyme complex; cytoplasm. The transcript is spliced from 15 exons. The coding region runs from base 94 to 2406 and encodes 770 amino acids. Gene Ontology annotation, molecular function: protein binding; cyclin-dependent protein serine/threonine kinase regulator activity. The record is from RefSeq and is a predicted model, not a curated record. Gene Ontology annotation, biological process: regulation of cyclin-dependent protein serine/threonine kinase activity; mitotic cell cycle phase transition.
UGCGCGUGCGUGCAGCGGCGCGCACAGGGCCCGCGGGCGGCCGGAGAGGCUUAGAUCGCAGUGACGACGGCAGAAGAGGAGGCGCGGGCAGCGAUGGGGAGCGGCGGCGUGAUCCACUGUAGAUGUGCCAAGUGUUUCUGUUAUCCUACAAAGCGAAGAAUAAGAAGGAGGCCGCGAAACCUAACCAUCUUGAGUCUCCCGGAAGAUGUGCUUUUUCAUAUCCUGAAAUGGCUUUCUGUCGGAGACAUCCUUGCUGUUCGGGCUGUGCACUCCCAGCUGAAGUACCUGGUAGACAACCAUGCCAGUGUAUGGGCGUGUGCCAACUUCCAGGAGCUGUGGCCUUCUCCAAGGAACCUGAAGCUCUUUGAAAGGGCUGCUGAAAAGGGAAAUUUUGAAGCUGCUGUGAAGCUGGGCAUCGCCUACCUCUACAAUGAAGGCUUGUCGGUAUCUGAUGAAGCCCGUGCAGAAGUGAAUGGCCUGAAGGCCUCUCGCUUCUUCAGUCUCGCCGAGCGACUGAAUGUCAAUGCUGCCCCUUUCAUCUGGCUCUUCAUCCGCCCGCCAUGGUCGGUGUCCGGAAGCUGCUGUAAGGCCGUGGUUCAUGAGAGCCUCAGAGCGGAGUGCCAGCUGCAAAGAACUCACAGAGCAUCCAUACUGCACUGCUUGGGGAGAGUUAUGAGUCUCUUUGAGGAUGAAGAAAAAAAGAAGCAGGCCCAUGACCUGUUUGAAGAAUCUGCUAAUCAGGGAUGUUUGACCAGCUCGUACCUCCUCUGGGAAAGUGACAGAAAGACAGAUAUGUCUGAUCCUGGACGAUGCCUCUACAACUUCCGGAAACUCAGGGACUAUGCUGCCAAAGGCUGCUGGGAAGCACAGGUGUCUUUAGCCAAAGCCUGUGCAAAUGGAAACCAACUUGGAUUAGAAGUGAAAGCUUCCAACGAGAUAGUCUGCCAGCUGUUUCAGGCCUCCCCUGCUGCCAAUAAGCAGGAGGUCUUUUCCAUGCAGAAGGGACUCAACGACACAAUGAGGUACAUUCUAAUAGACUGGCUGGUAGAAGUCGCCACCAUGAAGGACUUCACGAGUCUGUGCCUUCACCUGACUGUGGAAUGUGUGGACCGGUACCUACGGAGGAGGCUAGUGCCCCGGUACAGGCUCCAGCUGCUAGGCAUCGCCUGCAUGGUCAUCUGCACCCGGUUCAUCAGCAAGGAAAUCCUGACAAUCCGGGAGGCUGUGUGGCUCACAGACAACACGUACAAGUACGAGGACCUGGUGAGGAUGAUGGGAGAGAUCAUCUCCGCCCUGGAAGGGAAGAUUCGAGUCCCCACCGUGGUCGAUUACAAGGACAUCCUGCUGACGCUGGUUCCUGUGGCACCAAGAACCCAGCAUCUGUGCAGCUUCCUCUGCGAGCUCUCCCUGCUGCACACCAGCCUGGCUGCCUAUUCCCCAGCCCACCAGGCUGCAGCUGCCUUGCUCCUGGCAAGACUGAUGCACGGGCAGACACAGCCCUGGACCACUCGACUAUGGGACCUUACUGGGUUCUCCUGUGAAGACCUCAUACCCUGUGUCUUGAGCCUUCAUCAAAAGUGCUGCAAAGUCCAGAUGAGCAGGAGCCUCACUAUGCUGCCAGCCUUGCCUGUGGGACUCAGGGAAGGCACUGGGUGGCUGUGUUGUCCCUGUUAUGCCACACUGGGGCAGGUCAGGCAGGUACCAAGGACCAGGCAGGGCCUCCCAGCACUGCCACCUGUGACUGGGUUCCUGGCAUCCCCACCUCAUAGGAAACGAGAAAACAGCCUCCAGGAGGACAGGGGCAGCUUUGUCACCACACCCACCGCAGAGCUGUCCAGCCAGGAGGAGACACUACUGGGCAGCUUCCUGGACUGGAGUCUGGACUACUGUUCUGGCUAUGAGGGCGACCAGGAGAGCGAGGGCGAGAAGGAGGGCGAUGUGACAGCUCCCAGUGGUGUCCUUGAUGUCUCCGUCGUGUACAUGAAUCCAGGACAGCACUGCUGCCAGGAAUCAAGCGACGAGGAGGCCUACCUGGAGGAUGAAGGAUGCCAGGACCUACACGCCUUGGCACCAAACACCCAAACACCUUUGGCCCCAGGGCCUGAGCCCCAUCUCUGCGGCAGCAGGGAGCUGGGCAAGGACAUUACAACCUCAGGGUACUCCUCCGUCAGCGCGAGUCCCACAAACUCCGUGGACGGCGGCCCUCCCCAAUCUACCUCAGCACUGUCCCCAGGCAGUGACUCAAACACACAGCCUUGCCACCAUCAUACCAGGAAGUCAUGUUUACAGUGUCGUCCCCCAAGUUCUCUGGAGAGCAGCGUUCCCCAGCAACAGGUGAAGAGGAAAAACCUAUCUGCCCCCAGCAAAGAGGAGGAGAACACAAACUUGGGCUUCCUAGAGCUGUGAGUGUGUCAGAGUGUUUGCCACAUUGAAUGUUUGCUUAGAGAGGGCUGCUGCUGCAUGGGGAAGAGAGAACUUGGGGCACUAAGUGUCUUUCACAGAAGAGUCCCAUUCAAGCCAUAAGAAUGUCUAAAUCAGAACAAAAACUCAGAUCCUUCUCUUUGAAAAGUUUAGCCUCAAAGCAAUUGUACCGUGUGAAGCUUAUUUCUUUGUCCCCUCCUGUCUGUCCGUCCUUUCUGGGAAGCUUGAGCCCAUGUCUUGAAAAUCCCAUCCCCAUUCAAAUCCAUCCCAAAAGCCAACAAUUUUUAUUGUUGAGAACACAUGUGAGCCAGGUAGACUGGCACAACUCGCCCCUCCCUGCAUCUAUCUAGUUCAGGGUUCUAGGGAGCUAAGAGCACUGAGCACACCACCAUGCCCACCUUGGCCUGCCUGGGGCAUCCACUCCUUUACAGGGCAGAGGGUCCCAUGGCGAGGGGGCCCUGCCCUGGGCAUUGUUAUGGACUGCUUGUAGCCGCCAGGCUUGAGGGUCCUGACUUUUUGCAGGCCAGGGCCUCAAUGUUUUAGUCAUAGGUUCCCUCCCUCCCACACUCCCAGCUCAUUUUAGAAAUGUGUUCCUCCUCCCAAAAUGAUUUUUCUGUGUCCCCAACAGAUGCUGUCUGUUUGAACAUCUCUCUUUGCACUGAAUUUCUGGGCCAUUUCUUUUCCUGUAUUUUCAUCCUUCACUCUUCUAAGAUGAAAACAAAAAAAUUUAAAUAGAAGAUGUUAAAUUUUUAAAAACAAGAGAUUCUUAACAUUUAGAUUCAAACCUCUCAAAGCUAUCCUGACACUCUAUGCAAAAAGAAUUUAACUAGAGAGGUUAGCCAGAAAAAAAUGUCAUUUGUAACAUCUGAGGUGACCUAGAUACAGAAGAGCAAGAUGCAAAAGACCUGUCCCUGCCUGCUGGGUACGGGUGGGUUAGUGGGUCGGCUGUGAGUUCCUGAGAAUAAGUAGAAAGACUCACUCCCCACUCCCCGGGGGCAGUCUGAAGUAUCUGCCAAAGACUGACCCUGACCUUUCCCCAUUUGGGAUGAUCACUGACACUUGCCCUGUUGUGAUAGCUUGUUUCCUCUCGAAAUGUCAGAAAGAACCACUUGGCCAGAAGUGUCCCCAAAUGCUCUUGAAUCAAAACUAGGGACAUGGAGAUGCUAACUCAGUGGUGGCUUUUUUGGGUGCCUUGGUUUGUGUGUGUGUGUCUGUGUGUCUGUGUGUGUCCCAGUGGGAGCUGUCUUUGCUACUGUAAGAAUUCUGACCACCCCAGGCAGGGUGUGGUUGGGGUACGGGGACCCUGGCUUUGAGAUUGCAGACCUCUCUUUUCAACUCUGUGCCCCUGGGCAUGUGUGAGCCUCAGUUUCCUCAUCUGUAAGAUGGGGCAAUACCUACCUCACAGGGGUGUUGUGAGGAUUAAAUGUGAUAAGGAUAGCA